GCUCGCUCGCACGCACGCAGCCUUCUUCCUUCCUCCCUCAACCCCGCAGCGCCGGCAGCAGCCAGCAGCACAGCUCCGUCGCCAUCACAUCACCGGAUCACCCCCGCUUCCUUCCUCGGAUCGGAAGGGGACAGGCGCCGGCCGACGACAAGGAGCAAGCGGCGGCGGCAUGAGUCUCUUCGGGCUCGGACGGAACCAGAAGACGUUCCGUCCCAAGAAAAGUGCUCCGUCAGGCAGCAAGGGGGCACAGCUCCGAAAGCAUAUAGAUGCAACCCUUGGCAGUGGAAACCUCAGGGAAGCUGUUAGGCUGCCUCCUGGAGAGGAUAUCAAUGAAUGGCUUGCUGUUAAUACUGUGGAUUUCUUUAAUCAAGUUAACCUGCUGUAUGGCACACUCACAGAGUUCUGCACAUCCGAGAGCUGCCCAACAAUGACUGCAGGCCCAAAGUAUGAGUACCGAUGGGCUGAUGGUAUAUUGAUAAAGAAGCCCAUAGAAGUGUCAGCGCCAAAAUAUGUGGAGUACCUAAUGGACUGGAUUGAAGGCCAGCUUGACAAUGAAUCCUUAUUUCCUCAGAAGCUGGGCACACCAUUUCCACCCAACUUCAAGGAUGUUGUGAACACAAUUUUCAAGCGCUUGUUUCGUGUCUAUGCCCACAUAUACCAUUCACAUUUUCAGAAGAUUGUCAGCCUCAAGGAGGAGGCUCAUCUUAACACCUGCUUCAAGCACUUCAUUCUGUUUACAAACGAAUUUGGGCUGAUUGACAAGAAGGAGCUGGCUCCUCUCCAGGAGCUCAUAGAAUCCAUCAUCGUUCCUUACUGAGAAAUAAAUACUGAGGCGGAACUGAACAUGGUUACCAAGACCUCUGCAGUAGUGAUUGAGGAAUUGGGCCAUCUGCGCCAAUAAUUUACUGGCAUGAGAGCUUACUGUUCCAUUUGUUUGACAUAAAAAAAGGUGGUGUACAUUGCUAAUGUUGUAUUUGUAUGUACCUGAUCUCCCUUAUUCAACUAUAUUGGCCGUGCAAGCGCAAUUGUACUGUUAUAACAUGCACGAUGGGGUUGGGUUGCGACAUAUUACUGGAAAAGAACAGUUUUAAGAUGGCUAGUGCAGUUGUUGAUGGAUGCAAA
Lolium rigidum is the source of this 1122-nucleotide messenger RNA. Its product is annotated as MOB kinase activator-like 1A. Gene Ontology annotation, cellular component: cytoplasm; nucleus. Bases 170 to 817 code for a protein of 215 amino acids. Gene Ontology annotation, biological process: positive regulation of protein phosphorylation; signal transduction. The record is from RefSeq and is a predicted model, not a curated record. The transcript is spliced from 7 exons. NCBI's taxonomy places the organism in Eukaryota, Viridiplantae, Streptophyta, Magnoliopsida, Poales, Poaceae. Gene Ontology annotation, molecular function: protein kinase activator activity.